UUAGUAAGAACGCGGUGGUGAUCUAAACUUUAAUUACCACUAUCUUAAGAACGGGGUGUUGAAAGAGAGUUCGCCAAAAACAUAUUUUUACCAAUUUUUUUACGGAAACGACUAAACGCACUUUCUUGAGAAAGCUAAAAGGUUGAUACUAUCCCAAAAGCGAAUGUCCUUAAAAAAAAAAGCGAAUGUAACUUCUAUUUUAAGGAAGUUUCGUGUUUAUUGCUACAGUGAAUGUCAAAAACAUUUACAAUUGACCCUUGUAUUUAGAUAUACAUGAACUCCUAUCAGCGGUAAUCUACUUAUGAUUCGAUGUUAGUUUAAAUACAACUGUGAGUGACAUAGUACUCCUUCAGAAAUGUCUGACCAACCAACAACAAUAAUCAAAAGUAGACUAUCGUACUUUCAACAAUUUUCGGAGGAUUGGUGGAAGGAAGAUGGCGAGAUGAGACUGUUGCACGGGAAUAACAGAUUACUGGGAUCUUUUAUGCACGAUGAACUGACACGACACGGAUAUCUAACAGAAGGAGAUAAUUGUUUAACAAAAGUGAGGGUUCUAGAUGUGGGAUGUGGAGGAGGUUUCCUCUCCGAAAUAUUGGCUAAAAUGGGAUGUGAAGUAACUGGAAUUGACGUGACGUCCAAUCUUGUUGAGGCAGCAAAAAUUCACGCAUCCUCCGAUCCUCUCACGUCCAAAACGGUCUACAUCACCGAAUCGGUGGAAGAUCACGCGAAGAAUAAUGCCGAAAAGUACGAUGUGGUCGUGUCCAACUUUGUAAUUGAGCACGUCGACGACAAAGAGUACUUUUUGAACUUGUGCAUGCAGUGCGUCAAACCGGGUGGGUUGUUUUUCGUAACGGCCAUUAACAAAACGUUCCUGAGCUGGUUGAUUAUUAUAACUCUUUACAAGAACCUUUUCAAAAUUAUCCACGCGGACAUGCACGAAUGGAGUCAGUUCACUCCCGUCCAAUAUACUCGGCAGAUUAUUCUCAAGAAUAAUUUUGAAAUACUCGACACGCGCGGAUACAGACACAGUUUGCUGUCGUGGAAAUGGUCGUGGUCAUCGAUUUGGGGGGUUGCUUACGUUAUUGAAGCAAGAAAACGGUAGCUUUAAGUAGAACAGUAAAUUUUGGAGAAAUAUUUGAAUGUGUAAUUAAAUAAAAACGGCUUAAUAAAUCAAGAAAUUAUA
This is a messenger RNA of Photinus pyralis (common eastern firefly), 1183 nucleotides long. Its product is annotated as ubiquinone biosynthesis O-methyltransferase, mitochondrial-like. NCBI's taxonomy places the organism in Eukaryota, Metazoa, Arthropoda, Insecta, Coleoptera, Lampyridae. The coding region runs from base 356 to 1102 and encodes 248 amino acids. Gene Ontology annotation, biological process: ubiquinone biosynthetic process. The record is from RefSeq and is a predicted model, not a curated record. The transcript is spliced from 4 exons. Gene Ontology annotation, molecular function: 2-methoxy-6-polyprenyl-1,4-benzoquinol methyltransferase activity.